Molecule: messenger RNA, 957 nt
Organism: Closterium sp. Naga37s-1
Lineage: Eukaryota; Viridiplantae; Streptophyta; Zygnematophyceae; Desmidiales; Closteriaceae
Source: the annotation of a GenBank genome assembly
AUGGCAUCUUCGACGCAGGAGACAGCACCGCAUUCUAGGACGCUCGACUAUGGCAGGUCGAGUUCGUUGAACAGGAGGAAAGCUGCGGCGAAAGGCGACCUGGCGAAGCUGAUAUGGUGCUUCAUCGGCGUGGUGGGCACGCUCAUCAUAUACGGCAUUGGCCAGGAGCGGAUAAUGAAGUUCCCGUACGGUGACAGGGAUGAGGACUCGGAGUACUUCCAGCACUCACUCUUCAUCGUGCUCUGUAACCGCCUCAUGACGUGCGCUGUGGCAGUCAUAGUGCACCUGGUGACAGGAGCGUCGUUGGCUCUAGUGGCUCCAAUUUACGCCUAUGGCGCUGUGUCACUCUCCAAUGUUAUCUCCUCCGGAUGCCAAUACGAGGCCCUCAAGUACGUGAGCUUCCCUCUGCAGACCAUAGCCAAGUCAUCCCGCAUGGUGCCUGUGCUGAUCUGGGGCACGUUGAUAUCGCGCAAGCAGUACAAGCCCAGGGAGUACAUCAUCGCCAUCACCAUCAUCCUCGGCUCCUGCCUCUUCUUCCUCAACGUGACUGCACGCACGAGUGUCAAGAGCACGUUCUCCGGCCUCCUGCUCAUGCUCGGAUACCUGGGCUUUGACGGCUUCACCAACACGUUUCAGGACAAGCUGUUUGAGGGCUAUGACAUGCCCGCUGCCAACCAGGUGCUCUACAUCACGCUCUGCUCCUCCGUCAUCAGCCUGCUUGGCCUGCGUCAGGACCUAUCAGCGGCCAUUGCAUUCAUCGUGCGCCAUCCCGACUGUGCUGCCCACAUCGCCGUGCUCUCAGUGGCGGCCACCAUAAGCCAGUUCUUCAUCUCCUACACCAUCAAGACCUUCGGUGCUCUCACCUUUGCCACCAUCAUGACCACGCGCCAGUACCUCCUGUUCGUAUCUUCUCAACCCAUGCCCCCGUUUCCAAGGCAUUUGUCCAAGGAGAAGUAG